This is a messenger RNA of Helobdella robusta, 1359 nucleotides long. RefSeq lists its product as hypothetical. Lineage: Eukaryota; Metazoa; Annelida; Clitellata; Rhynchobdellida; Glossiphoniidae. The record is from RefSeq and is a predicted model, not a curated record. The transcript is spliced from 3 exons. Bases 1 to 1359 code for a protein of 452 amino acids.
AUGACUAACAAUCUCAAAAUUCAGAAAAAAAACAGUGGCAUGUCAUUUACAGCAAAUAGCAGCGGUGGUAGCGGCCACAAUAGCAGCAGCAGGCCGACACACAGACGCAAGAAAAGCAAUGAUCUGGAGUGGAUUAGUAAAUACCAGAACUCAGAUCACCACGAAGAUAGAAGGAGAGGGAGCAUUCCGGAUGCUGCCCAACAAGUUAAUUGUGAGAUUUCUUUACAACAGUACAGCAAACCUCCGAAAUCUUCAUCCAAAUUUCGACCGACAUCAACGGCCAGCAGCAACUUCAAUGAUUACCAGCCAGAAGCAGCAGCACUGACCAACCUUCCUCCUAUUUACAGAUCAACAUCCAAGCCACAACUCAACAUCAACUCUUUCAACAACGCACCGGCAACUACAAACAGGCCUAGCCAACAACAAAUAUUCGGUAGAACUCGUUCGAAUUCAAUUGCAUACACACCUAGCUUCAAUUCUCAACAGUACACAAUCAACAACUACAACAACAACAACAACAACAGUUACUACACCAACAAGCGCAACAGUCUUAAUGUCAACAACAUCAGUAAUGGGUUUUCUUAUCGCAGAUCCAACAGCGUGCAAAUGUUGCCCCAAACGAAAAGGUUUUCCACAAUUGUUGAAAAUGGACCGGCAGCACGUUUCAGUGUGGCUGACGCCAUGCAAGGCAGGCAGAGCGCAAUCAUUAAGAACGUGGAACCCUUCAGACGCUACAGCUACAACCCGCUGGGCAGCUACGACAACCUCGACAACUCUCACAACGCUCUCUAUAGCAGAAGAUACUCCGUGACCAACCAGCAGAGCAACCCCCAGACCACAGCACCAUCAUCAUAUUUUCUGGCACCGACAACAACAAACAGCGCAUUUAGCGUUUACAAACGAGCUUUGAGCGUGCCAGUAGGAGCCACAAGGUACGAAAGAGAACCGUCAGUCGCUAAAUAUCAAACUAAUUUUGAGUUCUCAAAUUAUAGAAACGCGCAAAAUCUUAAACAAGAUGCUACUCGAAGUAUCGGUUAUUCGGUCGGAUAUAACGAGUACAAAGCUCCAAGCAAUGGUUAUGCUGGCUUUGCAGGAAACCAGUACAACAACAACAACAACAACAAAUUCAGCUACGCUGUGGCAAACUAUUCUUCUAACCCCAUGAAUAACUACUACAACAGUCGCAAUCACAGCAGCUACAACCCCAGCAGCUACAACGACCACAACUCAUACAGCAACACAUGCAACAAAGACAACACAUACAAUGGCACAUACAACAACAACAACUACAACAGCAGCUCUUUGUAUUCGAGUUAUGCUGCUAGACAACCGACAUACAGAAGUUCAUACAUAUUUUGA